AUGCGCUGCCCCAAGUGCCUUCUCUGCCUGUCUGCACUGCUCACACUCCUGGGCCUCAAGGUGUACAUCGAGUGGGCAUCGGAGCCUCGGCUUACCAAGGGCUACCCAGGAGCACGGAGCACCCCACCAGGCCCCACCCCCGCCAGCCUUGAGCCCACCCUGCCCGCCAACCUCUCGGCCCGCCUGGGCCAGACUGGACCACUGCCUUCUGCUUACUGGAACCAGCAGCAGCGGCGUCUGGGGACUCUGCCCAUUGGGAACAGCACUGAGGCUGGGGGUUGCCAGGCUUGGGGGACUGCUGCUGCCACUGAGAUCCCCGAUUUUGCCUCCUACCCGGAGGACCUCCGCCGCUUCCUGCUGUCAGCAGCCUGCCGAAGCUUCCCACAAUGGCUGCCUGCAGGUGGCGGUGGCCAAGUGGCCAGCUGCUCGGCUACCGAUGUCCCUUACCUGCUGCUGGCCAUCAAGUCGGAACCUGGACGCUUUGCUGAGCGACAGGCUGUGAGGGAGACGUGGGGCCAUCCGGCUCCCGGAACUCGGCUGCUCUUCCUGCUGGGGUCCCCGGUGGGGCGGGGAGGACCCGACCUGGGUUCACUGGUGGCCUGGGAGAGCCGCCGUUACAGUGACCUGUUGCUCUGGGACUUCUUUGACGUCCCCUUCAACCAGACCCUCAAGGACCUGCUGCUGCUGGCCUGGCUCGGCCAUCACUGCCCUGACGUGGCCUUUGUCCUGCAUGCUCAGGACGAUGCCUUUGUCCACGUCCCGGCUCUGCUGGCACACCUGCGGGGCCUGCCCCCAACCCGGGCGCGUGCCCUCUACCUGGGUGAGGUCUUCACACAGGCCAAGCCUCUACGGAAACCCGGAGGACCCUUCUAUGUGCCUGGGUCUUUCUUUGAAGGUGACUACCCAGCCUAUGCCAGCGGGGGUGGCUAUGUCAUUGCUGGACGCCUGGCACCCUGGCUGCUGCAGGCAGCGGCCCGUGUGGCCCCCUUCCCCUUUGACGACGUCUAUACUGGCCUGUGCUUCCGUGCCUUGGGGCUGGUGCCCCGGGCCCACCCGGGCUUCCACACAGCUUGGCCAGCGGACCGCACCACAGACCCCUGCGCGCUCCACGACCUGCUGCUGGCUCGGCCCCUCAGCCCCCAGGACAGCAUUCGGCUCUGGAAGCGUCUACAGGCCCCACGGAGCCAGUGCUGA
This is a messenger RNA of Elephantulus edwardii (Cape elephant shrew), 1194 nucleotides long. RefSeq names its product UDP-GlcNAc:betaGal beta-1,3-N-acetylglucosaminyltransferase 8 (gene B3GNT8). Gene Ontology annotation, cellular component: membrane. The transcript has a single exon. Gene Ontology annotation, molecular function: protein N-acetylglucosaminyltransferase activity. Lineage: Eukaryota; Metazoa; Chordata; Mammalia; Macroscelidea; Macroscelididae. The record is from RefSeq and is a predicted model, not a curated record. The coding region runs from base 1 to 1194 and encodes 397 amino acids.